Messenger RNA from Manis javanica (Malayan pangolin), 4125 nucleotides. RefSeq names its product WD repeat and coiled coil containing (gene WDCP). NCBI's taxonomy places the organism in Eukaryota, Metazoa, Chordata, Mammalia, Pholidota, Manidae. The record is from RefSeq and is a predicted model, not a curated record. Gene Ontology annotation, molecular function: kinase binding.
CAGCUCCCAGAAAUCCGUGCAGCAAAGGCCGAGCUUAUUGGCAAGUAGGAAGGCCCCUCUCCUAACUGGGCACAGGCAAAAGCCAAUAGACAGGGGGCAUUGAGGAGCUUUCUAGGCCACCGUUCACCUAUCAGAGGCCUGGGAGGAGAUGCUUCCGGUACUCGCUCUGGGCUUCGGAGCCGCGGUCGACGAGGAGGGACGUCCCUCGGGAGACUAAGUUUCUGUGGGGCCGUAAGACCGAAGGAAGAGUAACUUCUCAGCAAUGCUAGCUCCUGGAUUAUGCUUGUCAUCCUGCUAUACCCUUUCAAUACUGAACAGCCACUUCAUUCAGCUGGGACUGUGCAGAUAACUUUUAUCAGAAAGGAUGGAGUUGGGAAAAGGAAAACUUCUCAGGACUGGGCUGAAUGCACUAUAUCAAGCAAUACACCCAAUUCAUGGCCUUGUCUGGACUGAUGGGAAUCAGGUAGUCCUGACUGACUUACGGCUUCACUGUGGAAAGGCCAAGUUUGGGGACUCAAAGAUCAUUGGACAAUUUGAACAUGUGUGUGGCGUGUCCUGGUCCCCAUCUGGUACAGCUGACAUGCCCGCUUUGCUUGCUGUCCAGCACAAGAAACAUGUCAUUGUGUGGCAGCUAUGCCACAGCACGACAGAGACAAGCAAAUGGCUGAUGUCUCAGACUUGUGAGAUUAGAGAAUCACUCCCUGUUCUUCCUCAGGGCUGUGUGUGGCACCCAAAAAGUGCCGUCCUCACUGUGUUGACUGCACAGGAUGUCUCCGUUUUCCAUAAUGUUCACUGUGACAGUUCCUGGGUAAAAGCAAACAUCAACACCCAGGGCCUCAUUCACUGUGCCUGUUGGACCCAGGAUGGCCAGAGGCUGGUAGUGGCAGUAGGCAGCAGUCUACAUUCUUAUAUUUGGGAUGGUGCUCGGAAGACUCUUCACAGGAGCUCUUUGUACCCAGUGUUUUAUGUGGACAGCUCUGUGCGCUCCAUUGGAGCCACUGCAGACUCACAGAUCGCUAUAGCCACUGAGCUUCCAUUAGAUAAAAUUUGUAGGUUAAAUGCAUCUGAAACCUUUGAUUUUCUGCCUAGUGGUGAAGAGGCUUAUCUGUAUACUUCACCAGGUAGUGAUGAAAUGCCCUCUGUGCAUGAGGAGGCAGUCGCUUUUGAAACAUCAGUUUCUCCCUCUUCUUACUCCUUUUCAGAUCUUCUGGAUCUAACUCAUAAACAAUUCAGUAGAUCUAAGUCUGAGGGUAGUUCUCUUAUUUAUCUAAGAGAAAAAGACUACUUAGUGGGAACUGGCCUGGAUUCUUCACAUUUAGUCUUUGUGACCUUUGACAAAGAGGUUGCCCAUACUAGAAAAGUCACAAUUCCAGGUAUUCUGGUUCCUGACCUAAUAGCAUUUAGUCCUAAAGCACAGGUAGUGGCAGUGGCUUCCAAUACCUGUAAUACAAUUUUCAUCUAUUCUCUCGUUCCAUCAUUUAUGCCAAACAUCCCGCAUAUUCAACUAGAGAGUAGUGAAAAACCAAAAGGCAUGUGUUUCUUGACAGAUAAAUUAUUAUUAAUUAUGGUAGGAAAACAAAAUUCCACUGAUUUAGCAUUUCUUCCUUCUUCAAAAACUGAUGAGUAUAUCAUUCAUUUGAUUGUUAGAGAAGUAAUGUUGGAAGAAGAAUUUCCGAUAACAUUGGGUGAAACCCAGAGUGGCUACUCUACUUUCAGUACUCUCUUAAAUGAAGCAGAUAGAAAAGAGCUGAUUGAAAGUCUUUCCCCAGAUUUUUAUCACCAAAACAGAGGGCUCUUGUUAACAGGUAGUAGCAGUAGUCCAAGUGGAAGGCCUGGAAAAACCCUUAUUAAAGAAAUCAUCAGCCAGCCAGCCAGUAUCUGUGAUGGCUCCAUAAACCUGGAAACUCCAGAUGCUGAGCCUGUUAACCACUCAGUAACACUGCCUAGACCCAGCAGCAUGGCGGAGCACACCAAUACCCCAGAACCUCCUGAUUUGCCUCAAAGAAACAACUUAGAAAAAGAAAAGGAAAUUUGCCAGCUAUCAAAGGAACUGGAAAUUUUAUCAAGGAACCUCACUGAAGUGCAGCAGCGCCUUUCUGAACUCACAGACUUUCUACAUAAAGGAGAGAAAUCCUCUCCAGUGUAUCCGCUCUUUCAGGAUCUGCCUUAUGUUCACAUCACUCACCAGAAAUCUUACUGUGUAGGUCCCAUUAAGAAAAGAACCGUACUUCUCUGCAAUGGCAAACUAAGGCUCAGUACAGUUCAGCAGGCUUUUGGACUCUCUGUUAUUGAAAUGCUACAUGACUCCCACUGGAUCCUUCUCUGUGCUGAUAGUGAAGGCUUCAUCCCAUUAAUUUUCUCAGCCACACAGGAAAUAAUCAUAAGAGAUGGCAGGUCAGAUGUCUUCAAAGACUUUGUCUCAGAGUCUUGAUCAUGAUCUUUCUCUUAAAUUAUUAGAGACCUUACUACCCAAAGCAUAAAUACCACCAGCUGUUCUAACCAUUUAGGCGUCUGGCUUGAUAAUUGUUUGGAGCAUAUUUGCUGCAUAGCUUUUCAGAUGAGGCCAUUACAAACAAGAUAUGUGUUCCACCACCGACUCUUCCCAGGUGGAAUUUACACUGUCCCUCAGAGAUGAGGCGGUUGCCCUGGGUGGCUUGGCCACUUUUCCCCCUUUCUCCCUUUUCCUGCUUUUCCCCUGGGCUAAGGCUUACUGCUCACUGAGAGCUCAGCCUUUCUUAGAUGGCUCAGAAAGUGGUUAUUUAUGUAUUCAUGACUGUGUGGUUUUGUCUAAGGGCAGAAUUCCCAGAACAAACAAUAUUAUGGUGCCAUAUGGAUUGUGUUUUAUGGUUUCUCUGAGGCUUUCUGUCCCUUGCCCAAAACUGUGUAAAAGCUGUCUUAGAGGCACUUAAGUGGUACCUCAGCACUGUUAUAGAUCUUUUCUUGGCUUAAAGAUGAGGAUAAGUAGUGCUGGAGAACAGAUGCUCCUGUCAGCAUAUCCUUGUUACCCCAAACCAGCAGGAAUCAGCAGAGUUCAAAGGAAGACAAAAAAAUCAGUUGACUUCUCCCAGGACUACCUAGAAUAGGAAGUAGUUCCAGUGUUAACUGGACUGCCCAAGAUUUAAAUCUCUCUCUCUUGCUUCCUUAAAAAUUCUGUCUGACAAGAUCCAGAUAGGCCCCAGAACUGACUAUAAGCAAAUUUGAAAUGAGAUUUCAAGCGCUUUAACCCCUCUGGACCCCACCUGAGCUUGUGCUUGCGUUACUAGUAGAAUGCUAAGCACAGGUGAGGCCUAAGGCAUGAUUUUGUGCUGUUGUCACUCCAUAUUUUUCUUUUUUUUCCAGUUUUGGGAUCAUAAAAAUGUCCUAUUUCUCUCUCAGCAAUCAACUCCCUUAGUUAAAUUGUCACUUUGAUUUUGAUGUUUUUCUUUUCCUCUCAUUCAAGUCUUAGAAACCAGCUUAGAGUCUGAGAGAAAGAAUUUGGGAAAGUUGGGAAUCGAGGUAGUUCUAAAAGCUACCCGUUUAUUAUAAUUGUGGGCUAAAGUGGCAUCUUAGUGGAAAGAUGCCCUGAUUCCAACCUCAGAUAGACACAACGCUUCUCACUGCCUUCAGACAAAAUCGUAAGUUCCAAUUACUGCUGCAUAACAAAUUGAUAGUGGUGUGGCUAGUCAGAGCACAUCUGCAGAUAAAUCGUUUUAGCCACAGAAGCUCCAUUAGCAUGUAUGCAUCUUUUUUCUUCCUUUCCUUGGAAUUAUCUGGAAAGAAGUAUUUUGUACCCUUGGGGACUCCUGUCUGUCUGUUACAGUUUAUGAAGAUGGAGCUGGGAUAGGAAAGAAGUGAGGGCCCAUUUUGUGGUUCAAAUGCAUUAGACAGCUGCUGGGGUAAUGGAACUGGAGGCCACUUGUCUGUGAUCAGUUGCCUCAGAGCAGUGGCUGAGGACCGUCUGAGGCCUGGCUCCAUUUGCGAAGGAAGUGUCUUAGCAGGAUGAAGCCUGAAAAGGGGACCUGGGGGACCCUGUAGUAAGAUCAAUGUGGGUGCCUCCAGAUGUAUGUUAUAAUCACCGUUUUGCCGGUUAGAAUCCUAUGAAGGACGCUUCAAUAAAAUUCAGUCGUCAUGGCUGUUGUGAAUGUU